Molecule: messenger RNA, 1572 nt
Organism: Cutaneotrichosporon cavernicola
Lineage: Eukaryota; Fungi; Basidiomycota; Tremellomycetes; Trichosporonales; Trichosporonaceae
Gene: CCT2
Exons: 5
Coding region: 1-1572 (523 amino acids)
Biological process (GO): protein folding
Cellular component (GO): cytosol; chaperonin-containing T-complex
Molecular function (GO): ATP hydrolysis activity; ATP binding; ATP-dependent protein folding chaperone
Source: RefSeq, a predicted model, not a curated record
AUGAACGUCUUUGCGGACGAGGCUUCCGAGGAGCGCGGCGAGAACGCUCGCCUCUCGUCGUUCGUCGGCGCCAUGGCGCUCGGCGACCUCGUCAAGUCAACACUUGGACCUAAGGGAAUGAACAAGAUCCUUCAGUCGACGCACGACGGAAGCAUCACGGUGACCAACGACGGCGCGACGAUCCUCAAGGCCAUCACGCUUGACAACCCGGCCGCCAAGAUCCUCGUCAACAUUUCCAAGGUGCAGGACGACGAGGUCGGUGACGGGACGACCAGUGUGUGUGUCCUCGCGUCGGAGCUGCUUCGCGAGGCCGAGAAGCUCGUCACCGUCUCCAAGAUCCACCCCCAAACCGUGGUGGAGGGUUACCGCAUUGCGUCGCGGGCCGCGCUCGAGGCGCUCGCCAACAGUGCUGUGGACAACAAGGACGACGCGAUGCAGUUCCGUGAGGACCUGUUCAACAUUGCCCGCACGACACUCUCGUCAAAGGUCCUCAGCCAGGACAAGGACUACUUUGCCAACCUGGCCGUCGACGCUGUGCUCCGCCUCAAGGGCAGCAUUGACCUCGAGCACAUCCAGAUUAUCAAAAAGGUCGGCGGCAAGCUUACCGACUCGUACCUCGACGAGGGCUUUAUUCUUGACAAGCAGAUUGCCGUCAACUCUCCCAAGCGGAUAGAGAACGCCAAGAUCCUGAUUGCUAACACCUCCAUGGACACGGACAAGAUCAAGAUCUUUGGCGCCCGCGUGCGCGUCGACGGCACUGGCAAGCUCGCCGAGCUCGAGCGCGCCGAGCGCGACAAGAUGAAGGCCAAGGUCCAGUCGAUCGCGGCCCACGGCAUCACCUGCUUUGUCAACCGUCAACUCAUUUACAACUAUCCCGAGUCGCUGCUCGCCGAGCAGGGCAUCAUGUCGAUUGAGCACGCCGACUUUGAGGGUGUCGAGCGCCUUGCCCUCGUCACCGGUGGCGAGAUUGCGUCGACCUUUGAGGCCCCCGACAAGGUCAAGAUUGGCCGCUGCGACGUCAUCGAGGAGAUUAUGAUUGGCGAGGACAAGCUCAUCAAGUUCUCGGGCGUGGCGGCUGGCGAGGCAUGCACAGUCGUGCUGCGCGGCGCAACGAACCAGAUGGUGGAAGAGGCCGAGCGGUCGCUUCACGACGCGCUCUCAGUUCUCUCGCAGACGGUCAAGGAGACGCGCGUGACCCUCGGUGGUGGAUGCGCCGAGAUGCUGAUGGCCUGCGCGGUCGACGAGGUGGCGCGGACCGUCAGCGGCAAGCGUGCGCUCGCCGUUGAGGGAUUUGCUCGCGCCCUGCGCCAGAUGCCCACGAUCCUCGCCGACAAUGGCGGGUACGACUCUUCGGACCUGGUCGCCAAGCUGCGCGCGGCACACUACGAGGGCCGCGCUGACGCCGGCCUCGACAUGGACAACGGCGCGAUCGCGAGCAUGAAGGACCUCGGUGUGACCGAGAGCUACAAGCUCAAGCGCCAGGUUGUGGUCAGCGCCAGCGAGGCGAGCGAGAUGAUCCUCCGCGUCGACAACAUCUUGAGGGCGGCUCCCCGGCGGCGCGAGGCGCACUAG